Molecule: messenger RNA, 1557 nt
Organism: Paramecium pentaurelia
Lineage: Eukaryota; Ciliophora; Oligohymenophorea; Peniculida; Parameciidae
Source: the annotation of a GenBank genome assembly
AAUGGAUAAUUAUAAGAAAUACCUCUUUGAUGAGAAAUUUCAAGAACCUUAACCUCGCAAUACCUAUUCAUUUUAAGCUUAAGAAAGCUAAGAAGAAUAAUAAAUAGAAUCAAACUUUGAUGAUGAGUAUAAAAGAGAUUUUCUAUCAAAUCAAAUAAAAAAUGUAAAAGAGAAACUCAUAAUGAUGGGUUUUCCACCUUUAGGAGAUUUAUAUAGUAAUAAUAACUCUGAAGUAGAUCUCACAAUUAAAUUGUAUUAGUUUAUUAUAUAUAAAAUAGAUUAGUUGCAAUUAUAAAAUAAAGAAGGGAAGAUAUGGAUUUCAAAAACUCAUAUCAUGAGAAAAUGAGUAAAAUUGAAGCAGAGAAAUAAUAGUUAUCUUAAAAUUUAGAAAGAGUUACUAAUAAUCGUAAAAUACUUGAAUAAGAAAAUGCUAAUUUAUAAGCAAAAAUUAAAAGUGCAGAGAAGGUUUAGAAAGAAUAAAUGUAUAUAUAGUAUUUAUUAAUUUAGAAAUAAAUUAAUGGCAGAAAAGGAAGACUAUUAAAAAUAAUUAUCAAAAUUAUAAAGUCGUUCAACUUAAUUUGAACAUGAAUUAAAAUAACGUGAUCUUGAAAUUUAAAAGAUUAAGGAACACAUUAAAAAAUAAUAAUCAUCUAAAACUUAUAAAAAUAGUGUAGAGAUUACAUAAACAAUAGAAUAAGGAGGACCUAGUUUAUUUGCUGCCAAUGGAGAAUAUGAAUUUAGUUAACUUGUAAUGAAAAAAUGGGAAGAAGUCAAUAAUAAAUUAUUAAGAGAAAAUGAAUAAUUAAGAGAGAAUUUAAUUAAAAUUCAUAAUGAAUUAGGUGAAAUCCUUUAAAUUAGAAGAGAAGUUUAUUUAAAAAGAAGAAAAAUAGAUUUUGGAGAUGAAAAUAUUCCUUAAGAAUUAGAUAAUCCUUUAUAAAAUAUGCAUCAAUUUAAAACUGAUUUGUAUAAAGCUCCAUUAGAAACAAAUGGUAAAUAAGCCAUUUAAAUGCUUACAGAAAAUUUAUAAACUUUUAAAGAAUUAAUGAAGAAAUUUGAUUAAUAAUAUGAGUUGCAAAUGAAUGAAGAUGAUAUUGAAAUUGAAGGAGAAGGUGGAAAGAUUAAGGCUUGUAAAAAUUUGACAGAAUUAUUUAAGAAUUAUAAUUAUAUAUUUGAUGCCUAAGAUAAAAUGAUUAGUUAAAUUAUCAAUAAGAGUUAAAAUCUAAAGAAAAUUGAUGAAUUAAACUUUAAUUUGAAUAGAUUUAAUAGAGUAUUAGAUGAUAAAUAGAUUGAUGAUGUAAAGAAGUAUUUAUAAGAUCAAAAGAAAUAUUUGGAUGAGUCUAAAAAUGAAAUGGAUAUGAUUAAGAAAUAAUUUUAAUAAUAAUUGAAAAAAAGAGAAGAAGAAAAAUAAAUAAUUUAGGUAUUAAAUUAGUUUGAUUUUUAAUUUAGAUGAAAAAAUAAAUGCUUGAAGAGACUAAUGAGAAAUUUAAAGAAAAUAUUAGAUUAUUAGAAAAUGCAAGCAGAUAGGCCCUUCAAUAACUUAAUUAAGAAUACAAGUGA